Molecule: messenger RNA, 1996 nt
Organism: Moneuplotes crassus
Lineage: Eukaryota; Ciliophora; Spirotrichea; Euplotida; Euplotidae
Source: the annotation of a GenBank genome assembly
AAACACUCUAAUAAUGUCAGGAACUAUAAGCAGAUAUAAUUUCAAGGCUAUUGCUCCCAUCCCAGACUCAAGCAAGCUCAUCGAUGUGGUGCUUUCGAAGACCAAUAGGAAGACUCCAACUGAGAUCAGAGCUAACUUCAAGAUUACCAGAAUUAGGAGGUUUUACAUGAGAAAAGUCAAGUAUACGCAAACUACUUGUAAUGAGAAGUUACAGUCAAUCGUAGACAGUUUCCCUAAUCUGGAUGAUAUUCAUCCUUUCUAUGCUGAUCUUAUGAACGUCCUCUACGACAGAGACCAUUACAAACUCGCUCUUGGUCAUGUGAACAAGGCUAAAGCCAUUGUUGAUAGAAUUUCCAAUGAUUAUGUAAAGCUCAUGAAAUACGCUGAUUCUCUCUACAGAUGUAAGAUGCUUAAGAGAGCUGCAUUGGGAAGAAUGGCAACUCUUCUCAAGAAGCUGAAGCCUUCUCUCGGUUACUUGGAGGAAGUUAGGAAGCAUUUGGCAAGACUUCCAAGUAUCAACACCAACACUAGAACUCUCUUGAUUACAGGGUAUCCUAAUGUAGGAAAGUCUUCCUUCCUGAACAACCUCACUAAGGCAGAUGUGGAUGUACAAAGCUAUCCAUUCACAACACAAUCUCUGUUCGUUGGUCAUACCGAGUACAAAUACACAGAUUGGCAGAUUAUUGAUACUCCAGGACUGUUGGAUAGACCUAUUAGUGAGAGAAAUACUAUUGAAAUGCAAGCAAUCACUGCAUUGGCACAUCUCAAUGCCUGUAUCUUGUACUUCAUUGAUAUCUCUGAGCACUGUGGAUAUACUAUCAGCGAUCAGAUCAAACUGUUCAAGAAUAUUAGGAAGUUGUUCUACACUGUUGACCCAGACACUCAGGAAACUGUUGUAUCUAAGCCAAUCGUCCUUGUCUUGUCUAAGAUCGAUGUCACUGGAUGGGAAGAAGUUUCACAAGAGAACAAAGACCUCAUCACUGAAACUGCUGAGGAAUCCAAAGCCUUCGUGGUCAAAAUGAGUAACACUGAGAAAAUCGGUCUUGACGAAGUCAAGCAGACUGCUUGUGAUAUUCUAUUGGAUCACAGAUUGACCCAAAAAGCUAAGAACCCAAAGAAAGCUGAGUCAAUCUUGAACAGAGUCUAUGUUGCUACUCCAAAGAGGAAAGAUAAGGUUGAGCGUCCAGCUCAUGUUCCAAAAACCGUCUUAGAUCAAGUCCCCAGACCUAAUGACAAGAAGACUGUCCUUGAGAUGCAAGUAGAAAAUGGUGGAGCUGGAGUAUGGUCCUUCCCAUAUCAAGAGCACUUCCUUCUUGAAGAUGAUGAUUGGAAAUACGAUAAUGCUCCUACCUUCAUGGGUGGUCACAACGUGGCUGAUUUCUAUGACCCUGAUAUCGAAGAGAAGCUCAAUGAGCUAGAAAAAGAAGAGGAAUAUCUGACUAAGCUCGAAGCAGCUGAGGUCCCAGACAUGCCAUCCGAGAUGGAACAAAUGAUGGUCGAGGAAUACGAGAAAGUCAAGAAAAAGAUCGGAUACAUCAAGCAUACCAAGAUCACCCAGCCUGCCGAUGUCACUGGCUUAAAACUCAGAGAGAAAGUCGGUGAUAAAGCAGAUGAAAUCCUUGAAAGAAAUAAGCAAAACAGAAAAUCCCUCUUCGAAAUCAUGGGUGUCUCUAAGAAGAGACGGAAGACCGGAGAAGAAAUGGAAGUUGACCAAGGCGACGAUAUGGCCAUGCAGGUAGACAAGAAUGACAUGAGCUUGAGAAUGAAGAUGAGAGACAGAAAAAUCAAAUUCGCCAUUUCCAGAAUGGAAGGAGCUGACCCAAAGAAAUUAUCUACCAAGGUCCAGAAUAAAUCUAUGGAGAGGGUCAGACAUAAGAUUGAGAAGAAGCUGAAAAAGGUUGAAAAUGUUACAUUUGCUGAUAGAAUGCAGACCACUAAAAUGCCUAAGCAUUUGUACUCAGGAAAGAGAGGAAACGGAAAGACAGAUAGAAGAUAA